Messenger RNA from Chaetomium fimeti, 663 nucleotides. RefSeq lists its product as uncharacterized. The coding region runs from base 1 to 663 and encodes 220 amino acids. NCBI's taxonomy places the organism in Eukaryota, Fungi, Ascomycota, Sordariomycetes, Sordariales, Chaetomiaceae. The transcript has a single exon. The record is from RefSeq and is a predicted model, not a curated record.
AUGAAGCCAACCAUCCUCCCCCUAAUCCUCCUCCCCUUCGCCCUGGGCAUGCCCGCCGCCACCACCACCGCCAUCACAGACCGCGACCCCGCGGUGGCAGCCCAGACCUACACCCCGGCGGUGGCAGCAGCCCAGACCUCUACUACCGCAGCGCCCGCAGCAGACCAGCACGCUGCGCGCCACAUGCCGCCCAUGAUGAGGCGUGGCCCGCGGCCCGGCAUGGGCGUCGGUAUGGCAGGCAUGGCAGGCAUGGCGCCGCGCGUCGCCCCCGUCAUGGCCGCGCCCGCGCCCGCGGCCAAGCGCGCCGAGGGCGACCCGGUCGACGACGGAACUGAGACUGAUGACGACGACACCGACACCGACGACGAAGCCGGCGCUGCCCCGCCCAAGCCUGCCCUGGCCAAGCCUGCCCCGGCCAAGCGCGGUGUGGGCGACCCGGUUGAUGGAAUCAUUGAUGAUGAUGACGAUGAUGAUGAUGAUGAUGGAAUUAUCGACGACGGCAUCAUCGACGACGACGAUGACGGAAUUAUCGAAGCCGGAAUCAUCGACGACGGCAUCAUCGACGACGACGACGGAAUCAUUGACGACGGCGUUGACGAUGGAAUCAUCGAUGACGACGGAAUCAUCGACGGUGACCCCGACACUGUCGCUGCCGCUGCCUAG